Messenger RNA from Dichomitus squalens LYAD-421 SS1, 2692 nucleotides. RefSeq lists its product as uncharacterized. Lineage: Eukaryota; Fungi; Basidiomycota; Agaricomycetes; Polyporales; Polyporaceae. Bases 225 to 1025 code for a protein of 266 amino acids. The transcript is spliced from 6 exons. The record is from RefSeq and is a predicted model, not a curated record.
GUCGUCGCAAAAGGCGACAACCUCCAGCUGAGCCUUUUCUCUCUUGCAACGUUCAUCUCUGGUGCUGGGACACCUCUCUUCCUCGAGUCCCCCGCUUCGAACGCACCGACGCCUGCUGUAACUCGUCACUCAUUGUAAUUCCGGGACGACUCUCAAGUCUUCAUUCCAAUCUUUUGCCUUUGUACCCGUAUACCUCUCGUUGAAACAUCUACACAACCAUCAAGAUGAUGCCUCCUCGUGCAUACUACUUCAUCGGCUUGAACGCUGUCCGUGCUCUGAGCAUCAUUGCUCUUAUCCUCGUGUUCGCAAGUAGCAUCUUUGUCCUAGUGAACGACAUCCAAGCCGUCAACCGUGCGAUGGCAUCGCCUCAAGACAUGACGAAUUGCGACUACAUCGAUGGCAGCACCGUCCCCAACCAGCCCGCGGGCGUCUUCUGGGCCGUCGUGAACCGCCUCCUCAUCAUCUUCCAAGUCAUCGUCCUCAUCCUCUCCGAGAUCGGCUGGCCCGCCGCCUUCUUCGCGAUGUACUUCCCCGUCCUGGGCCCCGACUUCGGUCUUGGGGCACUCGGGAUCUUUCAGUGCCUCAUCGGCGCCACGAUCCUGUCGCACCACGUCGACGACUUCACCCUCGUUGCCGCCUUCUUCCUCUUCUCGCUCGGGUGCAUCAACAUGUUCCUGGGCCUAUUCCGCGAAAAGGUCAAGCGCAAACGCUCGAUCAUGUCCUGGCGCGAGGAGGCCAAGGGCGUCCUGCCCACGCAUAAAGACCUGCGCCCGCCGUUUGCACGCCCGGCCUCGGCCUUUGUUGGACGCGUGUUUGGUCGUGGGGAGAAGGAGUCGGAUGGCUUUGAAUCGAAGGGGUUGGGUUUCGGACGCCAGGGUGAGAAGGCCGCGGGACUGAAAGGUUUCCUGAUUUCGAAGCCUUUGGAGAGCCUGCCACGAUAUGCCACGCAACCUCCACGUUCCGACCAAGGCUCGCGCGCUGGUACGCCCGAGCCGAUGUUCAAGUCAAGCGCUACUGCCAUUUGAGUCACCUACACACGCAACAUACGACGAUUACGACCGUGGACUUCCUGCAUUUCUGUGGACACUGUAUCAUUAUCGGACCCCAACGCUUGUAGAGCAGCUCGGCUGUAUCAUAGCUGUAUCAUACUAUACCUGUUUUUGUAAUUGUGGACAGCCGUAUAACGCGUGCUGCCAGGUAAUUAACGUGGUGAUAUUUGCGGGUAUCUUAGAACAUGUGCGCGCUUACGACAGUUAGUCCGACAAGUCCAUGUCAUCAUCGUCGGAGUCCAUCUCCAUCUCUGAGCGAUCUGCCUCAUUCGACGUGAAGAGCGUAUUAUUAUGGGACGUAGGCGCUGGAACGUCAGGAGGCAAGGGCGGCGGAGCGGAACUUGGCGGCGGGGGCGGAGGGAGAGGAAGCGACAUUGGUUGCGGACGGGGUUGCGACAUUUCGUUGAAUGCACCGUGCAUCCUCCAAGGCGGCAUAGAUCCUACAAAAGGUCUCGACUGGUCCUGGGGGGACGCGAUCCUCUGCCACAGCGCCUCGCGAUCGGCAGUGUGCGUCUUGUUGACCGCAAGCUGAGAGCGAGGAUUUCCACGGAGCGCAGGUAGACUCUGACCAGUAUAGAUAGGCAGCUUGGACGGGAGGAAGUACGUGUCAGGGUAGGCAGCCCAGCGGGCGGAGGACUCGACGGAGGCUGCAGAAGCUUCGUCCGACUCGUGCUUGUCCGGAGUUGGCGGCAUCCUAGAGCGGGAGUCUGCUUGACCGUCGCCUGACAGUUGACAGAGCUCGGGCUCUCCUUCCGCAAAGAUAUAGAACGAGUCGUCUUCGCUCUCGUCCUCAUCAUCGACUUGGAGUCCCUCUUGUAUGCGCUUCCAGACAUGCUCACGCGGAUCGCGAGGUCCGACCCAUCCUGGCGGAUAGCCCCACAUGGUAAUGAUAGGGAGCCAUGGCACCCUCUCUCCGGGAUCGCCGUCCUCCAAGCCCAGAGCCUCACGGAGUAGCGGGCCUCUGAUCUGCCCGGGUUCGAACUUGUCGAGCCACUCCAGCCGUUCGCGUCGCCACUCCUCCACUUCAUGUACACGCAAUCGCGGGAGGACGGGGCCCUGGCGAAAGAAUUCGAAAUAUUGUCGUGUAAGCGAGACCAGACGGCGGUCGAGUGGUUCCGAGCACUUCGACACGACAUGGCCGGGUUCGCCGCAGUUGAAGCAACGUUGGACGUCCCUGUCAAGCGCUUCGUCUCCAGUGCCGUCACCGAGCACAACGUCUUCAUGGAUGCGAUGGUAGAGGGGUGCAUGAUAGAGCCACUGAUCGACGUACUCCGCGCUCCCGAUCUCUACUCCUGCUUGGUCCACGGUGAAGCCUCCCACGAGUCCAACGCCUGGUUGACCGUCUGCGCGUCCCAGCGUCCCUUCGCUACCUCCUUCCCCUCGAUAUGCAGCGCCGGGAUCCAGUAGACAUACUUCUUCUUCCAGCGCUCCUGGCCCGGGUCCUGGAUGUUGAUCGUGUUGAGCUCGAAGGGCCGCUGCUGCCGGACCUUGGCCAGCUCCGCUUUCGCCGUGUCGCAGAGAGAGCACUGUGGACCAGAGAAGAGGGUGAGGCGUGCGAUCCGACCAAGUCCGCGAGCGGCCAUGAAGCUUGAGAAAGACGGUAGGUCCUCGGUGAACCAGUCUGCCGGGGAAAGCUGGUGGGG